This is a messenger RNA of Girardinichthys multiradiatus, 4254 nucleotides long. RefSeq names its product filamin-A-interacting protein 1 (gene filip1b). The coding region runs from base 248 to 3691 and encodes 1147 amino acids. The record is from RefSeq and is a predicted model, not a curated record. The transcript has 6 exons. NCBI's taxonomy places the organism in Eukaryota, Metazoa, Chordata, Actinopteri, Cyprinodontiformes, Goodeidae.
AGUGUCACCACUGAUGACCUCAACCAACCGGUCUGAAACCAGCUGGACAUCCUGAGGUUCAGGCUGCUUCUCCUCAGUAAUGACCAGGCUGAACUUCAUGUUGCUGUGGUGGUACGCACCUCUAACCGUGAUUGUGAAGAAGAAGAAGGAUCAAAGUUUGACUACAGACUAGAAGGUUUGUGAUGUUGUGAGACGGGUCAGCAGAGGACUGAGGUUUGGAGCAGACAGCUGAGAAAACAGAUGAAAAAUGCGAUCAAGGAUCUGCACCACAGCGGGUCCAGAUGAAGGAAGCAUUCAGCAGCACAUUAAAGGCUUCUCCAAGCAGGAACAGGUGGAGGAAGAGGAGAAAGAAGCACCAGACAUGAUGAAGAGCAGGAUGAAAGCUCAAAGAAAAGAGAGGGAGGGGAGGACAGCCAUGCCUAAAUCAUCAAAGAAAACUACAAAAUCUGUAGAAAGUUGCCAAGCAAAGACAGCUGAUCUAUCAAAGAUGGAUCUGAUUCACCUGCUGGGAGUCAUGGAAGGAGAGGUUCAGGCCAGAGAGGACAUCAUCAGGUUGCUGAAGUCAGACAGAACGAGACCAGAGACCCUGGAGGCCCAUUAUGGCUCCGCCGCUCCUUCCAAACCCCUGCAGGCACUGCAGAGGGACACCACUCUUCUCCAUGACAACCAGAGCACUGACGACGUGUAUGAGAGGCCCAUGGCUGAGCUGGAUCGUCUGGAAGACAAGCAGAAGGAGACGUACAGACGAAUGCUGGAGCAGCUCCUGCUGGCAGAGAAAUGCCACCGCAGGACUGUCAUGGAGCUGGACAAUGAGAAACGGAAACAUGUGGACUUCAUGAACAAGAGCGAUGACUUCACCAACCUGCUGGAACAGGAGAGGGAAAGACUGAAAAGGCUGUUGGAGCAGGAGAAGGCCUACCAGACCCGUAAGGACAAAGAGCACAGCAAGAGGCUGGAGAAGGUCCAAGAUGAGCUGGUGAAGCUCAAGUCCUUUACGCUGAUGUUGGUGGACGAGCGACAGCUUCAUGUCGAGCAGAUUGACCAGCAGACCCAGAAGAUCCAGGACCUCGGUCAAAAGCUGCAAGAACAAGAGAAGUGGCUGGCAGCUUCAAGUGAUGCUGCAAAGAAGGACGGACACAAGGUGCUGAAGCUGGAGGCUGAGUUGGAGGUCCAGCAAGCAAAGUUUAGUCAGGAGCACAAAGACAUGACUGCCAAGCUGGCCAACCAAGUAUCCCAGAACCAACAGCUGAGACUGAAGCUGAAUGGGCUGAUGCAGAAGACUGAGGAGCUGGAGGAGAGCAAUAAAGUGCUGCAGAAAUCGGAGGAAGACCUGCAAGAGCUCAGGGACAAGAUAAGCAAAGGAGAGUGUGGAAACUCUUCCCUUACAGCUGAGCUGGAGAAUCUGCGGAAGAAAGUCCUGGAGAUGGAGGGAAAGGAUGAGGAGAUUACCAAGACUGAGACUCAGUGCAAGGAGCUGAAGAAAAGGCUGCAGGAUGAGAAAAACCAUAGCAAGGAGCUGAGGCUGGAAGUGGACAAACUCCAGAAGAGAAUGGUGGAGCUGGAGAAGCUGGAGGGAGCAUUUAGCAGAAGCAAAACAGAAUACUUCCAACUUCAUAAAAAUCUGGAAAAAGAGGGGAAAGUAGUGAAGGAUUUGGGCAGCGAGACGGAGAGACUAAGAACUCAGUUGAAGGAGAUGGAGUCCUCAGAGUCGAAGCUGGAGAAGGCAGAAAUGGUCCUCAAAGAAGAACUGAUGAAACUGAAAUCUUUCACUGUUAUACUGGUGGAUGAAAGGAAAAUUGUGGCUGAGAGACUGAAGCAGGAAGAACAGAAAAAUGAAGAUUUGAGCAGGAUGCUGAAAGCAGAGCAGGGUAAGGUUACAGAAGUUACAGAGAAGCUGAUUGAGGAGAGCAAAAAACUUCUCAAAUUCAAGUCAGAGAUGGAAAUUCAAGUGGAAGGUCUAACACAGGAGAAGGAAGAAAUAAAAUCUAAACUUAGACGCAAGGAGGAAACGUGUGAUGAACUGAAUGUUAAGCUGACAGAGAUGAAGAUGAGAGUAGAUGGACUCGAGGAGAUGGACAGGGAGAUGCAGAGAAAGUUGGCCAGCAGGAACCAAAACAAAAAUCCAGAAGAAGACAACAAAGUUAGGGAGCUAACCACAGAAAUUGAUAGACUUAAAGGCAGGCUUAAGCAGCUGGAGGUGGUGGAAGGAGAUUUAAUGAAAUCUGAGGAUGAGUAUGAUCUGCUGGAGAAGAAGUUCAGAAAUGAGCAGGACAAAUCAAACACGCUUUCUAAGCUGGUGGAGGACAUGAAAAGUCAGAUCGCCAGAAACAAAGCUGUGGAGAGAGGUGAAGUUAAGAGUCUGGAGGCCCAGCUGAGGAUCCGUUGCAAGGUGGAGGAGGCAAAGACCAGAGAGCUUCGGGCCGAAGUUCUGGCCCUCAAGGAGAAAAUCCAUGAACUCAUGAACAAGGAGGACCAGCUCUCCCAGCUGCAGGUGGACUUCUCUCUUCUCCAGCAGAGGUUUAUGGAGGAAGAGGAGAGGAAGAGAAGAAUGAGUUUAGAUGUGGAGAACCUUACCAAAGAACUGGAAGCCUCAAAGCGCUACAGUCGAGCCUUGAGGCCCAGUUUGAAUGGGAGGAGGAUGGUUGAUGUCCCAGUUACCUCCACUGCGGUCCAAACAGAGGUGAUGACCAAUGGGUCUGCUGAGGACGAGACUGCAGCAGGUUUCAUCCGGAAAUCAGUUCUGGAGGAGAACCACCUAAUGAACAACCUCAGACAACAUGGGCUGAAAAGGCCAGCAGUUCUUGAUCGAUACCCUCCAGCAUCAGCAGAACAUGGAGGGAGAAAAUCCUCAAUGCCCUGGAUGAACAAGAAGGAGGCCAUCACACUGACCCGGACCAUUCCUGAGGAGACCAAGGCAUCCUCCUCGCUGCAUCCACCUCAAAUGUCCCCAAAUCUGGGACAACCUCUACACAUCCGCGUGACACCAGAUCAUGAGACCAGCACAGCCACCUUAGAGAUCACCAGUCCGCGGUCUGAAGACUUCUUCUCCACCACCGCCAUCAUCCCAACCCUUGGUCUUCAGAAGCCUCGUAUCACAAUUGUCCCCAAACCCACAACUGUGACCUCUAAGACUAAAGGAUGGGAGGUAACUGGAGAUCCUGAUCGAGCCAAGUCCCCGGUCACGAUAACCACCAUCUCCAGGACAAAGAGUCCAGAAAAGCCCAGCAGCAGAAGCCCUGGGAUCCUGCAGUCACCGGUGUCCAUCAUUACGGUCAGCACCACCCCUGUGGCUGAGGUGUGUGCUUCAUCCGACCCUCAUGAGAACACCACCAGACAAACGUUAAUCAAGAUGACCUCUGAGAAACCACCAGAGCCGGUGAGGAAAUACAACAGCAACAUCUUCACAACUGAGGACAAUAAAAUCCACAUCCACCUGGGGUCACAGUUUCAGAGGACCUCUGAGGGCUGCAGUUGUCCUGUUUUAACCCUCAGACCAACAGGAAGUGGUUUUGAAUGCCAGGAAACACCAUCAGGAACUGUGCUCCGCUCCCCAUGCAAAGCCCUGACUGGGAAGACAUCCCAGAAUAAAAUGACCAGCAGUAUAACAAUCACCCCCAUCACCUCUGCAGCAUCCAGGCCAACACAGUCUGUGGUUAAAAUCAGGCAGCCUAUGAGCACUGCAGAGGUUUGACUCUGGAGCGCCUAAAACAUCCAUGCAUCCAUCCAUUUUCUUCCAUACUGGGUCAUGGGGAGCUGGUGCCUAUCUCCAGCAGUGUACGGGCGAAAGGCGGGGUCCACCCUGGACAGGUUGCCAGUCCAUCGCAGGGCAGCACAGAGACACACAAGACAAACAACCAGGCACCCAGUCACACCAAGAGGCAGUUUAGAGAGACCAGUUAACCUAACAGUCAUGUUUUUGGACUGUGGGAGGAAGCCGGAGUACCCAGCUCCGACUGGCUCCAGUAAGUAGGAGUUUGGUUGAUGACAGGUAUACACCAACCAGCCAUAACAUUAUGACCCUUCAAGUACUCUUCUAGACCUUUGAAGACCUGCUGUGGAAUCUGUCCUUAAGCUGUCAGCAGCAGAUCCUAUAAGUCCUAAAGGUUUGGACCCCUUUGGGGUGAGAUGGAGCAUCAGCCUGCUGGAAGAGACUAAUGUCACCUAUGAAGGGGUAGCCUUGGUUGGUGCUAGGUGUGUCAAUGUAACAUUCAUGUCAUUGUUGCUUUACUUUUCUAUCAGGCACUUCCUCUGACC